CCAUGGUGACACGUUGAGGAUACCGGGUUGUCAAUGUGGUUUUUAUAUAAAUCUCUUUUAAAUAGAGUCGACAUUGAUAACUUAGGUAGAUAUGGAAGACGAAAAAAGUUCAAAGAAGGACACAAAGAAAUUGGCGUUUUUUGAUGCAGGAUUAUUUGAAGAUGUACAGCCUUCUAAAAUCUUCCUUCCAGGUCUUWUUGCAGCGCUCUUUUAUGGAAUUGUCUCUGGUUCAAUGUCUUUCAUUAACAAGAUCCUAUUAACGUCUUUUGGAUUCCACUUUCCUAAUGUACUAAUGCUUACACAAGUCACUGUAACAGCAGUCAUAUUGGAAAGUUUGCGAUUAGUUGGAGUUUUGGAUAUUCCAAAGUAUUCAAUCGAUAGGGCACAGAAGUUCCUGAUUCCAUCUGUAUGUUUUGCUUUACAAACAACAUUGGCCCUCAAAGCGCUUUCCAUUUUAUCCAUCCCAAUGUACAAUGUUUUAAGAAGAUUAGUUCCUCUUGUAACUUUGCUGUUUGGCCGCCUCAUUUUCCAUAAGUUCCCACCRCCUUUGGUAGUCAUUUCAAUACUUCUWAUUGUUGGUGGUUGUUUUGUGGCAGGUCUUGGUGACUUGGUGUUUUCUCUCGAUGCAUACGUCUGUGCACUGGGCAGUGUUUUUAGCCAAGCAUUUUAUUUAAUUUAUGUGCAGAAGACAGGAGUAGACGAUGGACUUUCAGCUGUAGCAGUACUGCACUUGAACAGCAUAAACUGUAUUCCUAUUUUAAGUGCAUAUGUUGUGUUGACAAGAGAAAUUARUAUUGCUCUCCAUUAUACAAAGCCACAGAGUUCAGGCUUUGAGGUGGCUCUAAUAGUAAAUGUUCUUAUGGGAUGCUUAUUAAAUUAUUCUCUUUUCUUAUGCACAACGUGGAAUUCUGCUCUUACUACUAGUCUUGUUGGUGUCAUCAAAGGCGUUCUGACGACAGUGAUAGGUUUCUUCACAUUCGGUGGAGUACCAGCCACAUUUUUGACAAUUACUGGAGUAACACUCAACUCAAUUGGUGCAAUCUUGUACACAUAUGGAAAAUAUCUAGAAAAUGUUCAGAAGCAAAUUAACAAGCAUUUCCAUGUGGAUUCCGUUGAAGUUUCACCGAGUGAACUGAAAAAACUAAAUGGGGUUUGYAAYACUGAUGAGWCAGUAAAAUCUAAUGUCGUCAACCCGAAAUCCAACCCAUAGUUUGAUAAAUUAAUUAAUUAGUAGUAGUUUCUUAUAUUUUAUGUAGUAUGUAGAUAUAUACAAUUGAUCCUAUUAACCUUGUUCCAUUGUAAAGACAACAACAAAGUCAUUUGGAUAUAAUAAUAUCAUACUUUCAAUUUCGUUGCAAGAAUAUUCAACACAAAGCUCAAAAACUUUACAAUGUCAAUAACAUUUAAGUYACUAAUUUAUCUAAAGUUUAUAAUUAUAUUUCUUCCUUCAAAUUUUAAAAACCUCCUUAUGCAACUGACUGGUUGUUGUCUAGUAUAUAAUUUCUUUAUAAGUGAAAAAAGUUAAUAGGAUUGUAUAACAAUAUAGAACAUAAUAUGUGUAAUAUACAUGUAUGUAACAUAUAACUUGUAACAUAUAUCUUAGAAAGGUAAGAGGUUGAAAGAGUAUAAUUUAUAUGAUAUUUAUUUUAUUAUCCAUACAUUUAGUCAGCAGCAAAGCUGUUAAUAUGUAAAAUAUAAGAUUGUUGAACAAUAAAGAAAAUUUUAUGAUUGUUUCUGGGAGUGUCUUACAAUCUUCAAAAGAAUCA
Messenger RNA from Exaiptasia diaphana, 1766 nucleotides. Its product is annotated as UDP-galactose/UDP-glucose transporter 7. Gene Ontology annotation, cellular component: Golgi apparatus. NCBI's taxonomy places the organism in Eukaryota, Metazoa, Cnidaria, Anthozoa, Actiniaria, Aiptasiidae. Gene Ontology annotation, molecular function: antiporter activity. The record is from RefSeq and is a predicted model, not a curated record. The transcript is spliced from 7 exons. The coding region runs from base 92 to 1210 and encodes 372 amino acids.